Molossus molossus (Pallas's mastiff bat) is the source of this 2906-nucleotide messenger RNA. RefSeq names its product synoviolin 1 (gene SYVN1). Gene Ontology annotation, cellular component: cytoplasm. The transcript has 15 exons. Lineage: Eukaryota; Metazoa; Chordata; Mammalia; Chiroptera; Molossidae. The coding region runs from base 274 to 2160 and encodes 628 amino acids. The record is from RefSeq and is a predicted model, not a curated record.
CCCCCUCCAACAUUGCUGCCUUAACUCAUUCCUCCCUAGGGGCAGCGGCUUGGCAGGCAGAGAGGAAGGAGCCCUAGAUUUGAAACAAGACUGACCCAGGCUCCAGAGCCUGCGUCAGUGGGAUCACUUAACCACUUUGAGUCUCAGUUUUCUAUUUGUAAAAUGGGGGAGCAUAUGCUAUUCUUGACGUGUGAUGAUUGUAAGGGUGAAGCGAGCUUUUCUUUCUUCUGUUUACUGACUAGGCGUUUCCAGCACUAGUUAGGUUUGCACCAUAUGGGCAUCACACAAGUGAGUCUUUCCUUUCCCCAUGCAGGUUUCCAGGCCAGGGCAAUGUUCCGCACCGCAGUGAUGAUGGCGGCCAGCCUGGCGCUGACCGGAGCAGUGGUGGCUCAUGCCUACUACCUCAAGCACCAGUUCUACCCCACUGUGGUGUACUUGACCAAAUCCAGCCCGAGCAUGGCAGUCCUGUACAUCCAGGCCUUUGUUCUUGUCUUCCUUUUGGGCAAGGUGAUGGGCAAGGUGUUCUUUGGACAGCUGAGGGCAGCAGAGAUGGAGCACCUUCUGGAACGUUCCUGGUAUGCAGUCACUGAGACUUGUCUGGCCUUCACUGUCUUUCGGGAUGACUUCAGCCCCCGUUUUGUUGCGCUCUUCACUCUCCUUCUCUUCCUCAAGUGUUUUCAUUGGCUGGCUGAGGACCGUGUGGAUUUUAUGGAACGCAGCCCCAAUAUCUCCUGGCUCUUUCACUGCCGCAUUGUCUCCCUUAUGUUCCUCCUGGGUAUCCUGGACUUCCUCUUCGUCAGCCAUGCCUAUCACAGCAUCCUGACCCGAGGGGCCUCGGUGCAGCUGGUGUUUGGCUUUGAGUAUGCCAUCCUGAUGACUAUGGUGCUCACCAUCUUCAUCAAGUACGUGCUGCACUCCGUGGACCUCCAGAGUGAAAACCCGUGGGACAAUAAGGCCGUGUACAUGCUCUACACAGAGCUGUUUACAGGCUUCAUCAAGGUUCUGCUUUACAUGGCUUUCAUGACCAUCAUGAUCAAGGUGCAUACAUUCCCUCUGUUUGCCAUCCGGCCUAUGUACCUGGCCAUGAGGCAGUUCAAGAAAGCUGUGACAGAUGCCAUCAUGUCUCGCCGAGCUAUCCGUAACAUGAACACACUGUACCCAGAUGCCACCCCAGAGGAACUCCAGGCAAUGGACAAUGUAUGCAUCAUCUGUCGAGAAGAGAUGGUGACUGGUGCCAAGAGACUGCCCUGCAACCACAUUUUCCAUACCAGCUGCCUGCGCUCCUGGUUCCAGCGGCAGCAGACCUGCCCUACUUGCCGUAUGGAUGUCCUUCGUGCAUCACUACCAACCCAGUCACCACCACCCCCUGAACCUGCGGAUCAGGGGCCACCACCUGCCCCCCACGCUCCACCACUCCUGCCCCAGCCCCCCAACUUCCCCCAGGGCCUCCUGCCUCCCUUUCCUCCAGGCAUGUUCCCGCUGUGGCCCCCCAUGGGCCCCUUUCCACCUGUCCCACCUCCCCCCAGCUCAGGAGAGGCUGCGGCCCCUCCAUCCACCAGUGCAGCAGCCCUUUCUCGGCCCAGUGGAGCAGCCACAACCACAGCUGCUUCUGCGGCCUCUGCCCCAGCACCUGGCUCUGCCCCCACCUCUGAGGCUGCCCCUGCCCCAGGCUUCCCUUUCCCCCCUCCCUGGAUGGGCAUGCCGCUGCCACCACCUUUUGCCUUCCCCCCAAUGCCUGUGCCCCCAGCUGGCUUUGCUGGGCUGACCCCAGAAGAGCUGCGGGCUCUGGAAGGCCAUGAGCGGCAGCACCUGGAGGCUCGGCUACAGAGCCUGCGCAACAUCCACACGCUGCUGGAUGCUGCCAUGCUGCAGAUCAACCAGUACCUCACUGUGCUCGCCUCCUUGGGGCCCCCCCGGCCUGCCACCUCAGUCAACCCUCCUGAGGAGACUGCCCCUACAGUUGCUGCUGCCUCCUCCACCAGCAUCCCCAGCCCUGAGGCCACCCCAUCUCCAGGAGCUUCCCCACCAGCCCCUGAAUCUGAAAAGCCUCCAGCACCAGAGCCAUUGGGCACCGAAGAGCUGCCUGAGGAUGGGGGGCCUGAUGCAGCAGAACUCCGCCGCCGCCGCCUGCAAAAGUUGGAGUCCCCUGUUGCCCACUGACAUUGCCCCAGUCCUGGCCCCUGCUCCCACUCUCUUCGAGCAGACCUUGCUGGAACAUGUCCUGCCACCAAGUGCCAGCUCCCUCUCUACCUGUACCAGGGAGUAGUAACCCCCAGCUGAGACAGAGGAGGUGGCAUCCUCUAGGCCAAGUGGAAACAGGCCUAAGGCCCCAGGUGACUCCAGCCCUUACAGUCCUGGGCAGCCAUGGGGAUCCUGAGUCAGUUCCAGCCUUCUUCUCCAACCCUUCAGCCAUGUGUUCUGCUGGGGCCAUGAAGACAGAACAGCACAGCCUCUGAGAAGCCCUGUCCCCCCACCCAUUUCUGGGAGAAGGGGCAGCCCCUCUGAGCCCCACUUGUGUGUAUGGAGUCACACUGCAGUACCAAACAGUAUUAGCUCCCAUUCCAAAGUGUGGACUUGAGGGGCUGGGGGCAGGCCAUGAACUUGCUCCCUGGCCUACCAACCAAGACUGGUACCGAUGUCCUAUUCUUACCCUAAACUCCCCGGAAGCCCUUUGUGGUGGUGGCUGUGUCCCUUAUGCCCUGUGACAUUUCCAUGUCUUACUGGCAACCACACAACUCAGGGAAAGGAGUGCCUGGGGGCGGAGAAGCAGGAGGGCAGCACUGAGGGACACUGCCUGCCAAGGCCCCUCUCUCCCUGUAGCUUGUAAAGUGAGACUCCCUGGUCUCACCCAGCAGCCACUGCCCAGCCUCACUCCAGGCCGAGGGCUUGUGUGUCUGCUCCGGAAC